Molecule: messenger RNA, 1334 nt
Organism: Lymnaea stagnalis (great pond snail)
Lineage: Eukaryota; Metazoa; Mollusca; Gastropoda; Lymnaeidae
Source: the annotation of a GenBank genome assembly
AUGCAAGCACGGGCCGUGGAGCCAGAAGACGCCGAUCCCAAAAGACCGAAAUGCACUCUACCGAAGUCUACCGACGCCAGCAAUAACCCUGAAUACUUACCUGCUGCCGGCGGUUCAAUUUUUUGGGACAAAAGAAGAGGUGAAAAAGAUUUUUCUUCACAACCAUCCGGCAAUUUUUAUUAUUUGGUAGUUUUAAAGUGUUCCAUGAUUUGUUAUUUUAUCUUUCUCGGACAAAUCUUGCUGGGGACAUAAGGCGCAUAUUUAACCCAAGACUGUUUUCCCUCAGAAAGUAUCGGCAUAGAAAAAAAGUUCAAUCGAAACCGUCGUCAAGUUCAGGGACCAUCCAUAAACGACGUCACGUUUCUGUGGAAGAAAAAAAAGAACAAAAAGUGUGUGUGGGGAGGGGGGUGUCAUAAAUUUGUUACUGAGAUGAAAGUGUGAUUUUUUUAAAAAUUACUGGGGGGGGGGGGUGGUAAAAAAAUUGUCAAAAAUAGUGUUGCGUCCUUUAUUGAAGGCUACUGAAAUUAAAGUUUUAAAAUUACUUUUAAACCCAACCUAAAAUGUUAACAAAAUACGCGUGGAUCAACUGCAAAGAACUCCAAUAUCGGAUUUUAUAAAAAUUGCUUCCAUAGAAUUUCCAAAAUUUAAUUUUGUUCUGAAUUUGAAUUCAUUAAUUUCAUGCAACACUUAUAGUUGAAACGAAGACCCACAAUUCGUCAUUUCAUAACCCAGAGCCGUCGCGUGGGUCCGGCAACCCCCGCGGCUGUAUAGGGCAUUGAAUAUUUAAGAGGCCCUUCGUUUGUUGUGAUGUGAAAAAAAAACGUAUAAAUUAAAUGCAGGGCGGUAAAAACUGAAAUGUGGCAGGUAGCCUCCAAAAGUCACAUGACGGCUCUGCAUGUAAAAAUUCUGUUAAACUCUCCUUUUCAUUUUAUUCAAUAGACCCAGCUUAUGAUGAACAGUCCCCGCGUGACAUGAGACCACACAUCACAGGGCUUCAGUUGACUCACACAUUGACAGAUGGUGACAACCCGGCUGCAGCCAAUCGGAUGUUCCCGGUCGGUCACGUGCCUAACCCCGACCAAUAUCCAUACCAGCAUCACCCUCAAAUAAACCAGUCCACCCCCCAAGUUCGCGUGCCCCCCUGUGACCGGGACGCGGCUCCUUAUGGGAACCUCUACUUUGACGGCUAUUAUCACAGCUUCUAUCCGUCCUUCUCUGAGCCUAGUAAUCCCGGGUAUUGCGCCACGGGUCCGGGCAACGAGUAUGUCAAUCCGAAUGCGGUACUCCCGGUGACGCCAUUCAAUCCUAGGGUCAACUGCUAUCCUCCAGGAAAC